Prorocentrum cordatum is the source of this 1245-nucleotide messenger RNA. NCBI's taxonomy places the organism in Eukaryota, Dinophyceae, Prorocentrales, Prorocentraceae. The record is from the annotation of a GenBank genome assembly.
UGCGAUGACUUGAAGGAACCACUUGGAAGGAAACCCUGCCAUUCAGACGAAGACCUCUUGGAAGCAACGCUGUCAAGUGCGCUCCGCGCACCUCGCGACAACAUCCGCGUCCAAGAAAGCCCACUAUAAGGUCAGACCUUCAGGUGCGGGCGAGCGUGCACUUCAGGCGGGCUACGCGAGGUAUGAUCGAACACGACACUUUUUGAGCUCGACGCCCUCUCUGUCACAAUCAACACGCUUGCGGAAAGUGAGACCCUGGCUGGCGGAGACAUGCAGAAGAGGAGGCCUAGGAAGGUUCUGGUAUCCCCUACCCCAAUCGGAAUCAAGCUUCCCGUCAACCGAGGAGGUGUGAAAGGUGCUGCGGCUCCACUCCACUGUGGAAUCGCUCGAAGCUAUGAGAUCCACCAGGACCUAAGAAGCGGACCGCGAGCGGGGCGAUCCUGGAUAGAUGGAUAGAGGGGCAUGGGCGGGCCCGAAAAAGAUUACACCUCCAAGUGGCGGCGAGAGUGAACUUCAAACGGGCUAAUUGAGUCAGGAUCGAAUUCGACCGUCGUGUACAACGACGACACAGCUGCUGCUGGCGAUGAUGAUGAUGCUGCUGCUGAUGAUGAACAAAAGCCCCUCCGACGCCCUCUCUGCCAGAGUCAACACGCCUGCUGGACGUGAAAUCCUAGCAGGCGGAGACCUGGUUGGGGGUCACCAAGGACGUUUGAUUCGUGCCCUACCCCAGCCCCCAUCAGGCUUCCCGUCGGACGAUCAAAGCUCUGUAAGGUCCACAAGGACUUCCUCGAAGAUACAUCUCAGAAGGAAAUCCAUCCGCAGUCCAGACGAGGACCUCUUGGAAGCAACGCUGUCCACGACGCUCCCGAAGUCACGACUGGACGUUUCGGAGCCCUGCCGGAAAAUCCUCCGCGAGCCGCGAGCCUCACGCAACGCAGCAGCGGAGGAGAACGAUUAGCACACAAAAAAAACAGACUGGGGCAAUCCUAAACAUGGCGGGCAUGGGAAAGCACGUCUACGGAAGCUGCACGAAGGAUCAUCUGUGCACCUCGCGACGGAAUCCCUUAAAUAAGACUUGCUAUAAAAUCACACCUUCAACUGCCGGAUCGAAUUCGACCGUCGUCUGGGCAAGAUCAAACCUUGAGGCGCCAGCGAGCGUGCACGUCAUGCGGGCUACGCGGGCGAAGGUCGAAUCCCACGGGCCCUCUGGGCACAGGACUUGUUGUCUUCUCUCUUCCAAAUCCC